Erpetoichthys calabaricus (reedfish) is the source of this 296-nucleotide messenger RNA. It is a transcript of the gene selenow1, whose product is annotated as selenoprotein W, 1. The record is from RefSeq and is a predicted model, not a curated record. The transcript has a single exon. NCBI's taxonomy places the organism in Eukaryota, Metazoa, Chordata, Cladistia, Polypteriformes, Polypteridae.
AUGAGGCCCCUGGAGAGUAAAUUCCAUGUCGAUUUUCAGAUUACAGAGGAGGGCACCCUUCAGAGUACAGGCUGGUUUGAAGUGACCAUUGAUGGAAAAUUGGUGUAUUCAAAAUAGAAUGAUGAUGGGUAUGUGGAUAAUGAUGAAAAGCUGUCCAAAACUGUGAAAUCAGUCAAAGCUUCUUUGAAACUCUGAGAGAGAUGGAUGUCUAUGUUCUUGCAGGAGGCUAAACCCUCAUCUCUGUUCUCCUCAGUGCAUUGCUUAAUGAUGGCGGUAUCCUCAAUGAACAAGGGUGC